AUGAAGUGGUGCUAUACUCUAAGUCGGAGGAGUUUCAUUUUUACCAGUUUCUAUGUAAAAUUAUAUUAAAAUUGAUUUCGCCAUAAUUUUACCAUCCCAUUUUUGCCAUUGCGCCAAUUUAAACAAUUGCAAUUUAAAGUUAUUUCUUAUUUUAGAUAUAUUAUAAAACAGAAGCAGAAGCCUACAGCGCGGCCAAGCGCACAGAUGUCUUGGGUUAUAUAAUGUUUCCAAGUAAUUUCUCAGAAUCAAUAAGAGCCCGACUGGAAGAUGGUCGGUAUGCGGAUGAAGGCACAGUGGAAAAUGGGGAACUAACUGUCCAUAUUGAUAUGACGGAUCAACAGAUCGGCUACUUUAUUGAGCGCAAGCUACGUGAUAGUUUCGGUUCGUUUAUGAAGGGCGUGUUAAUCGAUUGCAAUCUACCAGCUAGUUUGGGAAACAUUCCUAUACAAUUUCAGGAACCUGUUUACGGUUCGUUAGAUAUUGAAUUUCAGCAAUAUGUGGCGCCUGGUGUCGUUAUGACCAUGGUGUUCUUCUUGGCCACUCUAAUGACAGCAGCAGUAUUCAUUUCGGAACGUAUGGAUGGUGUUUGGGAUCGCACUUUAGUAGCUGGGGUUUCCGCAAUGGAAAUGCUGUGGGCACAUCUACUGACCCAACUCAUUAUAAUGGCAUUCCAAUCAUUCGAAGUAAUAAUGUAUAUUGGGCUGGUGUUCGACACCUACAACAAAGGUGAUACGGCGACGCUCAUUGGUUUGCUAACAUUGACAGCAUUCUGCGGCAUGCUUUUUGGCUUACUCAUUUCCGUUUAUUGCAAGUCGCACACAGAAGCAAAUUUUGUCGCCACCGGCGCAUUUUAUCCAAUGAUAAUUCUUUGUGGAUUGCUAUGGCCACUAGAAGGUAUGCCGAAGUCUUUACAAGAGAUUGUCUUAUUUUUCCCAUUUACAAUACCAUCUAUAUCAGCGCGAAAUAUUAUUGAGAAAGGUUGGUCCAUUACAAACGGGCAAGUUUACAAUGGAUUCAUAGUAAUGUCCGCAUGGAUUGUUAUAUUCUUUACGCUCUGCAUGGUGGGGCUCAAGCGAAAGGCUUAAGCUGAUAACGGGAUUUUGCGCCAAAGAAGAAUGUUGUAGUAUUACAUUAUUGUUUUUAUUUUUUACAUAAUCAUAAGUUUCGUUUUCGGUUAUGUAAAUAAUAUUUAGCAUACGGUACAAAUUCAUACGUACGUACUUAGAAAUAGGAAAAUUUAAAUGCAGGCAUUACAUACAUACCUACAUACAUAUGUAUGUGUAUAUUAGGGUGGUCCAAAAAUACGUGAGAAAAAAUAUAGUCGGAAUUUGUAUGCUCUCACCCCCUAGGAUUGUUCUAUACCGAAAAAAUAUACCCACAUUUUUUUAUUUUGAAAUCAAAAAAUUUUUUUGAGGUCGCUCAAAGUUUUCCAUGUAUUUUAUAUGGGGAAAAAACCACUUUUCGUAGAAAUGGUACGGAAUUCUUCAACAUCAAUAUUUUUCGAUCGGAAACCUCUGCUUCUCUUCAGGAAAUUGCCAAUAAUAAUACCCAAUCAUUUAUUUACCCAUUUUAUCAUAGUAACUAUAUUUUAUAGGUCCACCAAAGCCCCCAGAAAUGUCAGAAAAUGCUAUGGGGGGAUAAAUAAAAAAUCUUUAGUACUAAAAAAUGGUUAAACAAAUAAUUGGGUAUUGUUAUUGGAAGUCUCCUGACGAGAACCAGAGGUUUGCGAUCGAAAAAUAUUAACUUUUAGGAAUUCCAUACCAUUUCUACGACAAGUGGUUUUUUCCAUAUAAACUGCAUGGAAAACUUUGAGCGACCUCUAAAUAUUUUUUGAUUUCAACUAAAAAUAGGGGUGCAUUUUUUCGAUGUAGAACAGUACUAGGGGUGAGAGGAAUAAAGUUCCAACUUUACUUAUUUUGGACCACCCUAGUGAACAUACUACAUACAUACAAAUAAAAAAUGUUAAUAAAUUAGGCCAGAAACUGCUGAAAAUAUCCAAUUUACAUACAUACACAUAUGCAUAUAUAAUUGGGGAACGCACAAGGUGUCAUAACGAGCGUAUUGUCAUAUUUCAUGUAUUCACAACGGCUUCAUAUUGCCGUAUGUAGGAAACUUUAAACGGUUAAAUAAAUCUUUGGACGACUUGAAAUCAGAACUAACUAGCUUUUAACAGUAUGAAAACUUAUUAUAUGACUUUUAUGGUACCUUAAGACCCCCUAAGUAUAUCUUUAAGCAUUUAAAAUUAACGACAAAAAAACAAUACGAGACUUGCGACACCGUUGUGAAUAUCCCGAUAAUAAUACAUUAUUGUUGUUAAGAUAAAUAAGUAUCAAUAUAAAUUCAAAACAACAACAAACAAAAAGAUAAAUUUGUCACUAAAAGACUUAUCAUGACACCUUUUGAAUCCCGAAAAAGUUUAUACAAAUUUUAAUUGUGAUCUGCGUACAAUAAUUUUUUACUCUUUUAAUUAUAAAGUGGUAGGGAAAUAUGAAAAACAUUUUAUAUGUACAUAUAUUUAUAUAAUUAGGAAGGCACACAAAUGUUUGUAUCUAAUGGGAGUAAGUGAUUAAAUAUAAAAAAUGUAAAUAUCAGUUUAAAAAUAAAUUUAAUUUUAAGCAACUACAAAUA
Messenger RNA from Rhagoletis zephyria (snowberry fruit fly), 2628 nucleotides. Its product is annotated as ABC transporter G family member 20-like. Gene Ontology annotation, molecular function: ABC-type transporter activity. The record is from RefSeq and is a predicted model, not a curated record. Gene Ontology annotation, cellular component: plasma membrane. NCBI's taxonomy places the organism in Eukaryota, Metazoa, Arthropoda, Insecta, Diptera, Tephritidae.